CGCUUGUAUUGUAAACAGGGCGAACCCCGCGCCCCCCCCUCCAACGCUUCGUUCAUUUCAUAAAUCAGAUUCACUUAACCCUAAUUUUUCUCACGGCAUUUCUCGGUCGGCCUUAGCGAUACCCCUCAGCUUCCAACGGCCAGCCACAAGGGAGCUUGCUCCAGUUCAAGGCGACCUCCGACGAGGACCACGACGCCACUCCACGGUAAGCCACGGAAGGAGGUCUCACACUCAAUCACAGCAAAAAAGCAUUUGUCUGCUGACUCCUAUUUAGAAAGAACACACAUUCUCUCUGUCAAUUGGUAAACAUGAGGAAGCUAAAGUUUCAUGAAAAGAAGCUGCUGAAGAAGGUUGAUUUCUUGGAGUGGAAAAAAGAACAUGGUCACCGGGAAGCUUUUGUUAUGCAACGCUACCAUGUCACCCAGCGUGACGAUUACAAGAAGUAUGCGAGUUUGUGCAGGAUGGUGCAGAAGUUAGUGAACAUUUUGACUAAGAUGGACCAGAAAGACCCUUUUCGGAUUGAGAUGACUAAUACGCUGCUCGAAAAGCUGUACAACAUUGGUGUACUACCAUCCAAGCACAACACCGAUGCUCUAAAACUGUGUGAACGCAUAACAGCGUCAUCCUUCUGUAGACGUAGGCUCUCAACUGUUUUAGUGCGGCUGAAGUUUUGUGAGCACUUGAAAGAAGCUGUCACAUAUAUUGAGCAGGGACACAUACGAAUAGGUCCAGACACAGUUACUGACCCUGCAUUUCUUGUAACGAGGAAUCUAGAAGACUUCAUUACGUGGGUUGAUUCAUCCAAGGUAAAGAGAAAGGUGUUGGAGUACAAUGAUCAGUUGGACGACUAUGACGCAAUGAUAUGACCCACUCUUACGAGGAGUUUAGCACUUGAUAUUGUUAUUUCUGUGUUCUUCCUUUCGCAUUUUUCUAACUCUCCUGCGAAUUUAUUAUGGCAGUUUGUGAUCAUGCUAUUAGAUUCAUGAAAUGAAAAUACGAUCUGAUUGUUUAAGGUCGUUUAAUAUU
This is a messenger RNA of Juglans microcarpa x Juglans regia, 1026 nucleotides long. Its product is annotated as U3 small nucleolar ribonucleoprotein protein IMP3. Gene Ontology annotation, molecular function: snoRNA binding; structural constituent of ribosome; rRNA binding. The record is from RefSeq and is a predicted model, not a curated record. The coding region runs from base 309 to 866 and encodes 185 amino acids. Gene Ontology annotation, biological process: rRNA processing. Gene Ontology annotation, cellular component: small ribosomal subunit; Mpp10 complex; small-subunit processome. NCBI's taxonomy places the organism in Eukaryota, Viridiplantae, Streptophyta, Magnoliopsida, Fagales, Juglandaceae. The transcript is spliced from 5 exons.